Messenger RNA from Dentiscutata erythropus, 457 nucleotides. The record is from the annotation of a GenBank genome assembly. Lineage: Eukaryota; Fungi; Glomeromycota; Glomeromycetes; Diversisporales; Gigasporaceae.
AUGUUUAUUGAGUUGUUUAUAAGUUUUAUUGCAGCUUGUGCUCAAUGUAAUAAUGUCACUGUUAUUCCUAUCGAUGAUUGUUGUCGUGGACUUGGAAUAAACCAAGCGUUUGAUACCAGUUAUGUCAGUGAUUCACCUAAUUUUUACAUGGAAAUCGAUAAUGUAGAUGAUGCAGAAGAAUGCUGUAAAAGAUGUUAUAAUGAGACUUUAUGUGUUAAUUUUGCUUAUGAACUUACACCAAAGUCAUGUUUUUUAUAUGGUGAUAGUGAACGUGGAUGUAUUCCUGCUUUUCUCAGACCAGUAUCUGAAAUUGAUAGAGCUUACGGCAUUAUUGGGAAUGAAAAGGACGAUCGCAAGGACUUCGAAUAUUUCAAAAAACUUGCUGUCAUGAAUGAUACUAGUGGAAUACUUACUUAUAGUUGGUGCUUGUUAUCUGGAGUCAUAAAGGUAAUUAUGG